Blepharisma stoltei is the source of this 1568-nucleotide messenger RNA. The record is from the annotation of a GenBank genome assembly. Lineage: Eukaryota; Ciliophora; Heterotrichea; Heterotrichida; Blepharismidae.
AUGUCUGAGCUAAAGUUUAAAGGCUUUCCUUUCCGAAAAAUCAAGGAAAAAAAUAUCCGUUCCAAAGUUCAACUGGAAUUUAUGGAUACUUUACUUCAAGUAAUUGCCAAGUCUCCUCACAAGAUUUCCUUAAAUAUCCCAGAAACUAUUAUUUAUGGUUACGGAAAUCAAGAACCUUAUAUGGUUUUUACAAAUGACUUGGGCCAUUUGAUAUCGGUAAAGGCUUCGAAAAUCAGCUUGUAAUUAUUAUAAAGAAUUCAUCGUUUUUUUAAGAGAUGCUACUUUUUAAAAAGAAAUCCUUUUCCAAUUAUAACUCAUGAACCUUAAUAGAUCUCUAUACCCCAGCAGAACACCGACCAGAAAAAUAUGGUACAGGGCGCCUACUUUAUACAUAUAAGUCUGAUUAGGCGCCUUAAAACCAUAAACGGAGAUUUGCCAUUUUCGUUUUUACUUUUCAAAAAAGCUGGCAAGUACAAAUUAAUUUUGGAAAUUAAAAUGUAUGGCCAAUAAUGAUCUAAAAUAUUUCAGGAAGCUAUAUCGUUUAUAAGAGUGAUAAAGGGAAUUUAAUGGACUCGUGCAGCACUAUAAUGAGCAUUAAAGAAGGAAUUGAUCUAUGGAAGUCUAAGCUAAAGGCCGAAGAGCCAGUUUUAAUUCAAAGAUAUGUAGCUCCUUGUGCAAUGUAUAUAUCAAAACUACGGGCUUUUUAUUUACCUUCAAAAGGGUUUGUGCAAUGCAAGCUGAUGAAAAAUAAAAUAAACAUUAAUGGUGAGAUCACAAGCAGCAUUCGAGGAACUCCAAAAAGGAGAUCUGUUAUUUUUAAUGAAGAUAUACUGAAGCAGCCAUUUGGAAAUGAUGACAAAUUUUUGAUUAGAAAAUCUGAAUUUAUGCACUAUGAUGAAGCUGAUUUCCCUAUAAAUAGUUCUAUACAUAAUCAGCUGGAAGCUUUAAAAGCAAUAAUUGAAAAAGGAAAUUUGUAUGGGAAAAUCAAUGUCAUGGAAAUCCUGGCUGAUUUUGUGCAGGAUUAUGACGAAAAUUGGUAUUUUAUCAAUAUGGUCGGAUUUAAGACAGAAAAAAUAAUUUCUGGAAUUACUCCUGCAUAUUUCAGCGAUAAAAAGCAUAAAAGGCCAUUUGUGAGGUCAAAUUCUCAGCCAAAAUACACUUCUCCUAAAAAAUCAUGAGGUCCAAAAAUAUUGCUAAAUAACACUCAAUUUAUGAAAUCACCAGAAAUAACAAUAAAUAACAUUGAAAAACCUCGAUCAGCAGCAAAUAGUCCUGCAUUUACAGACUAUAGUAAAACUCCUCAAGAUGCCAAGAGUGUUCCAAUUGGAAAUAAAAGAAAAUCCCAGAGUUUUUCAAACGUUGCUGCUGAUGUCACACAUGAUUAUAAACAUAGGAAAAAUAGUGUUUCAGUUUUAAGGGAGGAAACGCUGAAAGAUUUGACUUUUAUUGCACAGCGUGAGAAAUUAUUGUUUAGUUUGCCUCAAAAAAUAAAAAAAUUGCAGAAAAUCUCUUUAUCGAAAUCUCCUUGAAAUAUUGUUCUGCAUAAGCAUUUUAGUACGCAAUCCUAA